AUGAAUUAUGAUCAUAUUGUUCGUGAUGAUGAUGAUGAUGACGGUGAUGAUGAUGGUAAUGACGAAGAUACAAUGGAGAUAACUGAAAAUGAAGGAACAUGCAUGAGAUUCCUUGUUAAACUGCCACCGAUCAUCAUCACCGAUAACGCGCACUUCAAACAUUCAAACACUAAACUGCCAACUCUGAUCGCUGAGAGAGUAGUGAAUCUGAUAAUGGUCACACCCACAGCACCACAAAUCUAUCUGCUCAAUGUUAUUUACUCCAUUUUAGUAGUAUUUUACGAAGACCCCCGUACGAUACCGAAGUACCACAUCAUGAGAUUUUCGGAAAUCGCAAUGCUGACAAUUCAUGGUGUCAUAGCGGUCAAAAAAAAACAAAAAACAACACGGGAAGUUUGA
This is a messenger RNA of Cercopithifilaria johnstoni, 399 nucleotides long. Lineage: Eukaryota; Metazoa; Nematoda; Chromadorea; Rhabditida; Onchocercidae. The record is from the annotation of a GenBank genome assembly.